Didymodactylos carnosus is the source of this 825-nucleotide messenger RNA. Lineage: Eukaryota; Metazoa; Rotifera; Eurotatoria; Philodinida; Philodinidae. The record is from the annotation of a GenBank genome assembly.
AUGAAAAACCUAUCCUAUCGACAUAAACAUUAUGCCAUUAAAUUAUUAGAUUUAAAUACUCGCGAUGGAUCUCCAACACAAUCUGUUAGUGGCGCCUUCACCGGAGAUCUCAGAAAAAGCUCAUUAGGCAAUACAUUAUUAGGUAAAAAACAAUUUAAAGCACAAAAAAGUCCUAAAUCAGUAACAAAACAAUGUGAAGGUGGUGAUCGUAUAUUUCUGAAUAAGAAAUUGAUUGUUGUUGAUGCACCUGGAUUUUUGGAUACAGAUAUUCAAGAGGAAACGAUUAAAAAAGAAAUAUCUAAAAGUUAUCAGGUAGCUGCACCUGGUCCACAUGUUUUUCUACUUGUACUGAACCUCGAUCGUUUUACUGAGCAAGAAAAAAAAGCUAUAAAAUGGUUAAAUCAUAUAUUUGGUCCAGAAGCUGUUGACUAUUGCAUUGUUAUAUUUACUGGAUUAGAUACACUAGUGGAGGAGGAAAGAACAAUCGAACAGUUCAUUGGUGAUGAUCCAGAACUUGACUCAUGCAUAAAAACUUGUGGUAAUCGUUAUAUGGCUAUUAAUAAUAAAGCUACAGGAAAUGAUCAAGAUGUACAAGUAAAAACUUUAUUAGAUAAAAUUUCAGCAAUGGUAUUGAAAAACGGUGGUCAAUGUUAUACAAAUGACGGAUUUCAAGAAGUUGCAACUGAAGUUGAAAAAGAGAUACAAAAAACAAAUGGUGGCUUUCAACCAAUUAAACCUGAUGGUACAAUUAAUUUAUUACCACAAACAGAAAAAAUUGUCGACGGAUUUCUACGACGAUCGAUUGGGCGUCGUGAUAUGUUUUAA